AUGUCUCCGUCACAGCCAUUGCCGCCGAAAGAGAACGCGUUGUUUAAGAAGAUCCUGAAAUGCUAUGAACACAAGCAGUACAAGAAUGGGCUCAAGUUCGCGAAGCAGAUCCUGACGAACGCCAAGCAUACAGAACACGGCGAGACUCUGGCGAUGAAAGGCCUGACACUCAACUGCUUGGGCCGUAAGGACGAGGCGUAUGAGUACGUGCGUCGAGGGCUGCGCAACGACCUGCAGUCGCACGUGUGUUGGCACGUCUACGGCCUGUUGCAGCGCUCGGACCACAAGUACGACGAGGCCAUCAAGUGUUACCGCAAUGCUCUCAAGUGGGACAAAGACAACAUUCAGAUACUCCGCGACCUGAGUCUACUGCAGGUCCAGAUGCGAGACCUGGAGGGCUAUCGGGACACCCGAUACCAGUUGUUCGCGUUGAGGCCGACGCAGAGGGCGUCGUGGAUAGGGUUCGCGAUGGCCUACCAUUUACUUAAGGAUUACGAGACGGCGGCCAAAAUACUGGAAGAGUUCCGCAAAACGAGUCAAUCACAGCAACAGAAAGCGAUGCACAACCAGAACAGCGCCGCCAACGGCGCCGCCGGUCAGCGGAUGGCCAGCGAGAAGUACGAGGACUCAGAGCUGUUGCUCUAUCAGGUGAUGAUCUUGAAGGAGGCCAAGAGCUAUACGGAAGCGCUGACCUAUUUGGAGAGAAACGAGUCGGAAAUAUGUGAUAAACUAGCGAUUAGUGAAUACAAAAGUGAACUAAUGGUGAGCUGCGGGAAACUGAAAGAGGCCAAGAAAGUGAUCAACGAUCAGCUCAUUGGCCGCAAUCCCGAGAACUCCAACUAUUACUCGCUUCUGGAGCGGGCGCUCGGCCUGAGUGCCGACCACGAGAACGAGAGGCUCAAACUCUACCUCGAGUUUCAGCGCAAGUAUCCCAGGAGUCAACUGCCGUUCCGAUUGCCGCUGGGCUUCGUGUCGAACACCGAUCUCUUCAAAGAGAUGGUCGAUAUGUAUCUGCGAAAGUCGCUCCGCAAAGGACAGCCCGCGCUCUUCAAAGACAUGAAGAACCUCUACAACAACGAACUCAAACACAUGAGACAUAACAAGCGCUUCAUCGAAGGCCAGAAGCCGGUGAUGACCGACAAGAUGCGCAUCGUUGAGACACUGCUCUUGAGUUACAUCAAAAACCUGAGUAAUUACGACAGUUUCGACUCGACUGAGAGCUCGUGGGGCACAGAAGCCACCACUUGCCUGCUGUGGGUCUACUAUUAUUUGGCCCAACACUACGACUACCUGCAGAACUACGAUCGGGCGCUCGAGUUCGUGAACACAGCCCUCGAACACACGCCCACUCUUAUCGAGUUGUAUGUGGUGAAGGCCAAGAUAUGCCGCCACAUGGGAAACAUGGAUGAGGCCGUCCAAUACGCCGAUGAGGCCCAGAGUCUGGACACCGCCGACCGCUACCUGAACUCGAAGUGCGCCAAAUACUUGUUGCGCGCGAACCUCAUCACCGAAGCGGAGGAGAUGUGCGCCAAAUUCACGCGCGAAGGCGUGUCGGCCACCGAAAACCUGAACGAAAUGCAGUGCAUGUGGUUUCAGACGGAGUGCGCGAUCGCCCACCAGAGGCAGGAGAAGUUCGGCGAAGCCAUCAAGAAGUGCAUCGAAAUCGAGCGCCACUUCGCAGAGAUCAACGAAGACCAGUUCGACUUCCAUACCUACUGUAUGCGCAAAAUGACACUUCGCUCUUACCUCGAACUCCUGCGUCUCGAAGACGUGCUCAAAGGCCACGAGUUCUACUUCCGCGCCGCCCGUAUAGCCAUCGAAGUCUACCUCCGACUCCACGACAAACCGCUCGGCGAUCGCGAAGAGUCCGAAGACAAGAACACCGCCAAUAUGUCGGCGUCGGAGCUGAAGAAGUUGCGUAACAAACAGCGCAAAGCGAAACUGCGGGCCACAGCCGAGGCGAAGGCCACCGCCGACAACGACAAGCAGUCGCGCGAGAACGACAAGAACAACGCCGAGAGCGGCGGUGAACUGCAUCAGGAAAAGUUGGACGCAUCCAAACUCGAGCGACCGGAACACCCGCUCGAAGAGGCCAUCAAAUUCCUGACACCUCUGCAGAUGUUCGCCGCCCAACGUCUGGACACUCAUCUGUUGGCGUUCGACAUCUAUCACCGCAAGAACAAAGUGAUGCUUAUGUUGCAGUCGCUGAAGCGAGCGCUGCGAUUGGCCGACCCGACGACGCACCCGACACUCGGCCGACAGUUGCGACACUUUCGUCAGUUCGUCGACUCCGAGAAAGAGCAGUUGAAUGAGUCGUUGAUCAAAGUGUUGGACAGAGAGUGGCCUAAAAUGGCGCCCAAAGUGUCCGUAGAUUUAAACGACUCCUCUAUUAACUGA
This is a messenger RNA of Medioppia subpectinata, 2397 nucleotides long. The record is from the annotation of a GenBank genome assembly. Lineage: Eukaryota; Metazoa; Arthropoda; Arachnida; Sarcoptiformes; Oppiidae.